This is a messenger RNA of Aegilops tauschii subsp. strangulata, 1200 nucleotides long. Lineage: Eukaryota; Viridiplantae; Streptophyta; Magnoliopsida; Poales; Poaceae. The record is from RefSeq and is a predicted model, not a curated record.
AUGACCACCGCCGGUUCCCCAACGCCGCCGGCCCCGGUCACCGUCACCUCCGCUGGUUCUCUCACGCCGCCGGCCCCGGUCACCUCCGCUGCGCCGACAACCGCCGUUUUCACGCCGGAAGAAGUCACCAGCAUCUUGCGGGAUCUCGUGACGGCCGUCCAGGGCAUCCAUCUACGGGGCACCCCAGCGGGCCGCCUCUACCGCUGCUGCACCUGCCCUGGUACUCGGUACCCGCGGCGAUCGUCGGGGCCCAUCCGUCGCUCCAGCCUCCGCCCCCACCCCAGCACCGUCCUGGCCGCAGUGGCCCGCGCUGGUUCUCGCGGCGCUACCCGCGCCUCCCGCGCCCGCCCCAGCGGUGCAGUGGCCGCACUGGCCCGCGCCGCCCCCAGCCGCGCCAACCGCGCCGCCCGCGCCGGUCCAGCUCCCACCGGCGCCGCCCAGCUCCGGACUGGGCCAGUCCACACCGGGAGGCCUCCCGAUCCAGCAGGUCCGCUUCGGUUCGAUCAUGUCUUCACCGCCGCCCAACCCGUCUCUCCUGCUGUCAUUCGUCACACCCGCCCCCGCCGUCCUCACCCCGGAGGAGGUGUCCGGGGCGUGCGGGACCUAACCCAGGCGGUCCAGGAGAUCCGCCUGUUCUUGGCCGGGUCCUACGAGCCGCACCCGGCUGCGCCAUCCAUUGCCACCACCGCGCCGCUGUGGCAGCCGCCGCACCAGGCGGCCUCCGCCGCGCUCGCCAGGCUGCUGCAGCAGCCGCUGCACCUGCCAUCCACCGCCACCACCGCCCCACCCUGGCUGCAGUGGCAGCCGCCGCUCCUGGCGGCCUUCACCAUGCCGCCGUGGCUGCCACCGCACCAGGCGACCUUCGUCGCGCCGCCGUGGCAGCCGCCGCACCAGGCGGCCUCCGCCGCGCCGCCGUGGCAGCCGCCGCUCCUGGCGGCCUCCACCAUGCCGCCGUGGCUGCCACCGCACCAGGCGACCUUCGUCGCGCCGCCGUGGCAGCCGCCGCACCAGGCGGCCUCCGCCGCGCCGCCGUGGCAGCCGCCGCUCCUGGCGGCCUCCACCAUGCCGCCGUGGCUGCCACCGCACCAGGCGACCUUCGUCGCGCCGCCGUGGCAGCCGCCGCACCACGCGGCCUCCGCCGCGCCGCCGUGGCAGCCGCCGUACCAGGCGGCCUCCACCGCGCUUGCCGGGCCGCUGUAG